UUCCCCCAUUCUAUUUUACAAGAACCAAAAAUAAGCUUUUUACAACCCCUAAAAAACAGGAAAAAAAUGGGCUCUUUGGUAGGGCAUGUAGCACCAGGUCUUGGUUUCUUUUUUAUUGGUAUUUGGCAUUUACUUAACCAUAUUAAACUACAUGCUUUGCACCCAAAAUCCUACACUUCACUUUCAUGGUUUCCUACUCCAAAAAUAAGGUAUUUUGAACUUUUCUUGAUUUUGUUUGGUACCAUUAUUUCAAUAUCUAUGGAACUUUUUAUUGGUCCAGAAAAACACCAACCUCUAGAUAUUGAUGGAACUAUUCCAUCUAAUCAUCUUAGAAGUUUUGAACAUUCAAACAUCUCCCUAAGUUUCUUUGUAUAUGCACUUUUCUCCAUCAUCUUUGACAAAGUUGCACUUUCACCCCAAAUCCGGUGUGGACUUACACAAUUUCUUGCAUCCAUUGCUUUUGGCCAAGAAUUUCUUCUUUUCCACCUUCACUCAACUGACCAUAUGGGUGUUGAAGGACAAUAUCAUUGGCUUCUCCAAAUAAUUAUUUUUGUGACUUUAGUCACUACACUUUUGGGAAUUCCUUUUCCUAAUAGUUUCUUGAAUAGUUUUGUGAGAUCUUAUAGUAUUAUAUUUCAAGGAAUUUGGUUUAUAGUCACAGGAAUUAUGAUUUGGACCCCAGAGUUUAUUCCAAAAGGUUGUGUUCUAAAAUCAGAUGAUGGUCAUGAAGUUGUUACAUGCCAUAAUAUUGAAGCCCUAGAAAGAGCAAAAUCAUUGAUAAAUAUAGAAUUUAGUUGGUAUUUAGUUGGGGUUACUAUUUUUGUAAUCUCAAUUUAUUUGGUUCUAAUCAAGAAUAUUUAUCAAGAGAAAAUUGAGUACCAAUUUUUAGCAAGCAAGUUUGAGGAGGAAAAGGGUUUAGAAGAUGUUGAAGCUCAAGAAAAGAACCAAAUUGAUAAGAAGUUUGUUGAAAUGGAGAAAAUGUUUUCUCUAUGAAUUAUGGAAAGCUAAAAGACAAGAAAGAAUAUAAUAUUGGAAAAUAAGAGAAAGGAAUAAAACAAUUUGUUGCUAGGGUUGUGUUGUAUAUUUAUUGUGCACAAUUAAAUGUAUAAUUGUGGACUAAGUUGAUGUAAAAAUAUACCCAAAAAUAAAUAUGAUAAAUAUAUAAUGAUAUGCUAUAAAGAUUUGUGUC
Nicotiana tabacum (common tobacco) is the source of this 1189-nucleotide messenger RNA. RefSeq lists its product as uncharacterized. Lineage: Eukaryota; Viridiplantae; Streptophyta; Magnoliopsida; Solanales; Solanaceae. The record is from RefSeq and is a predicted model, not a curated record.